Molecule: messenger RNA, 747 nt
Organism: Neoarthrinium moseri
Lineage: Eukaryota; Fungi; Ascomycota; Sordariomycetes; Amphisphaeriales; Apiosporaceae
Exons: 3
Coding region: 1-747 (248 amino acids)
Cellular component (GO): intracellular anatomical structure
Molecular function (GO): RNA binding
Source: RefSeq, a predicted model, not a curated record
AUGCGGCCAAGUACCUGCCCCACCAUUAAGAACAGCAAUCUCGCUGCUGUCAUUCUCUACCUGAAGAAUGCGAAUGUUACCAAUCUUCUCAGUCUCAAAUUUGUCGACUCCCCUGCGGUUGAAAGCUUGCUCGAGGCGCUCUGUGAGCUGAAGGACUUGCAAUUCCUUGACGGCCCCUCGGGUGAUAUUACCAUUGAUGGAAGAAGAGCGGCUAGGCUACCCAUUGAUCAGAUCUGGUACCGUGUCUUGGAAGCUGGCAACUCGCUUGGCUGCCUCGAGGAUAUUUGCGCCAUUGUCGCCAUCAGUUGCUCCCAGUACCCAAUCUGGACACGACCUAUCGCGUUCCAAGAUGCUGCCGACAUGAUGGACCGGUGCCAGUUCGCUCAUCCUCUGUUUGACCACAUCACAGACCUGAAUGCUCUUCAUGCAUACGGCCGGGUGAAGGCUGAGGGCAAGAUCGACCUUCCAGCCUGGUGUCAUGAUCAUUUCCUCAGUCAAAGCACACUCGAGCAUAUCAUGAAAUCUCGCAGGGGUUUGGCAGAGAAGUGCCAGAGGGUCUUUCAGGCCUUGGCCAAGGGACUGGUCACUCAAUCGGCUAUGUUGAAGAAAGGACACACGCUUCAUGUUACGGUGCAGCACAAUCAGCCUGGCCUCAUUCAUCCAGAGAGCUGCGUCAUAUAUGCUGGCAAGAAAGUCGAUGCCCAUAUCAAGGGUGAUGCAUUCCCAGCCUACGAGUGGAUUGUUUGA